AUGAUAAAAUCUGAUAAAUUUAUCGCGAGUUCCGUAGCUAAAAUCGAUAGUUUUCUUGAUAUUUUAGAAUUCAACGGCUCCAGCGCCAGCUCAUCAGGUAUGUCCCUUAACGACAUUUUAUACCCUGGUGUUAAAUUACAGAUCAACGCGAUGAACGUCUUAACCUGGAUGAGAAGACAUAAGCUCGUCUUUGGGACGGACAUCAUCAAGAUGUUCAGACAGAUUAAGGUACAUCAGGACGACUGGGAUCUUCAAAGGAUAUUGUGGAUGGACGACGAUCAACAGGAAAUCACCUUCCAGUUAACCACAGUGACCUACGGUCUCAAUUGUUCGCCCUGGUUAUCACUCAGAGUGCUCCAACAAUUAGCAGACGAUGAAGGACACCGUUUCCCAGCAGCAGUCGAAGCGAUCACGAGAGGUCGUUACGUCGACGACAUAUACGGAGGGUCCGACUCAGAAGAAGGCCUCAAGGAAAUAGCAGUGCAGCUUCAAGGACUAUGCAAAGCAGGCGGUUUCAAUCUACAAAAGUGGAGCAGUAACUGCCCAGAAGCUCUUCAUCAACUAGGCCUAACAACAGAGAGCAGCCUGAUUCAAUUUGAGGAAUCAGUGACAAAAGUACUUGGUUUGUGUUGGCACCAGUCAACCGACACAUUCAGGUACAAAUCGAGGAAAUUCAACGCAGCUACCAUCACCAAAAGAACAGUGUCAUCGGAGAUAGCUCAGAUCUUCCAUCCAUUGGGAUUCAUCGCCCCAGUGGUAGUACAAGGGAAAGUUCUCCUGCAGGGGCUAUGGAAGCGCAAAGCCAACUGGGAUGAUCCUCUUCCAGAGGAGUAUAAGAAACGUUGGAGGACAUUCCGAGGAGAUCUCACCAACUUAGACAGAGUUACUGUACCCAGGUGGAUACAGUUAUCAUCGAAGAUUACCAACAUCCAAAUCCACGGAUUCGCAGAUGCCUCAACGGUAGCCAUGAGUGCAGUGGUCUACCUUAGAACGAGAUCAAGCAACGAGAAUACAUCAACAACUUUAGUGUGUGCGAAAACCAAGGUCACACCAAUCAAAAGGAUAACCAUACCUCGGCUAGAGCUCACAGCAGCUCUACUCUUAACCCAGCUAGUGGAUUCAACAUACGAGAUGCUUCAACUAGACCGGAAUCAGACGGAAACCUAUCUCUGGUCAGACUCAUCAGUCACACUAGCCUGGAUCAGAAGCCCAGCCUCAAGAUGGAAGGAUUUCGUCCAUAACAGGGUUAUCAAAAUACAGGAAACGCUACCAAAGGCCAUAUGGAGACACGUCAGUGGCAAAGAAAACCCAGCUGACUGUGCCUCAAGAGGAAUCUCACCAAACGAGUUAGUAGAUCAUCCACUCUGGUGGUCAGCACCAAGCUGGAUUAAUCAGGAUCCAGAAAACUGGCCUCAAUCAACCAUAGACGUAUCAAAAAUGGAUACUCCAGAGGUGGCCAAGGAAGCAAAGCCAGUACCAGCACAUCCAGCAAGGAUGAAAAUCAGCAAGGUAGCAGAACUCCUCAACAGAUACAGCAAAAUGGCCAAACUGUUGGCAGUAACAGCGACUAUCAACAGAGCGAUAGACAGAUUCAGCCGGCGCCCAACGCCCCCGGGACCUGUCCUGACAACUAGAGAACUAAAUGAAGCAAGAACAUUCUGGGUUAAGGUAACACAAGCACAAUAUUUUGAAUCAGCUAUUAGACUUUUGCAGAGAGAUCAUCAGUUACCAAGAAGUCAUCAGCUAGCUAAGCUAACACCAACGCUAGAUGACCAAGUCAUCAUGAGACUAGGAGGUCGUCUGAAGAACGCUGAACUCAGUUCAGACGAAAUACAUCCAAUAAUCCUACCCAGACAGUCAAGGUUCACCACAUUGGUCAUUGCCGAAGCUCACCAGAGAACUCAACAUGGAGGUACCCAACUGACUCUAGCCUAUACGAGACAAAGAUAUUGGAUCGUAGGAGGCAGAGGUACUGUCAGAGCAUACAUCUUACGCUGCGCCAUCUGCACCCGUCAUCGAGGAAGACAAGCUCAACAGCAGAUGGGUCAACUGCCAUCAACAAGGAUUUCACCAGCCAGGCCAUUUCUCCACACAGGAGUGGAUUAUGCAGGUCCAUUCCCCAUCCUGAAGUGGAGGCCAACAAAUGCACAACCAGGAACAGUGCAUAUAGCAGUAUUUGUGUGCUUCACCACGUCAGCAGUUCACCUAGAGCUCGUCAACAGGCAGACAACAGAGGCUUUCAUCGGCGCCUACAAAAGAUUCACAGGAAGACGUGGCAUUCCAGCAGUCAUGUAUAGUGACAAUGCCACCACCUUCACAGGAGCAGCAGAGGUCCUAGAGCAACUUUAUCACCAGGAGUCAAGAGAAACCCAACAAGUUCAGGCUGUCCUCGCAACCCAUGGAACUCAGUGGAAGUUCAUCCCGCCAAGAGCACCACACUUUGGUGGUAAAUGGGAGGCAGCCGUGAAAUCCGUGAAGUAUCACCUGAAGAGGAUACUAGGACCAUCUACACUCACAUACGAAGACCUCAACAGCGUGAUCAUCCAGAUAGAAGCCUGUCUCAACUCCAGACCAAUCUGUCCCAUGUCAGAUGAUCCAGAAGACCUCCAAGUGCUCACUCCAGGACACUUCCUGGUAGGAGAGCCCCUUCAACCAGUACCAGAACCAUCUCUUCUCCAGAAACCUAGCAGCAAGCUACAGAGAUGGAACCUCGUCACCCAGAUCACCCAACAACUCUGGUCCAGAUGGUCUAAGGAGUGCUUGCAGAGAUACCAAGCAAUCUACAAAUGGAAGAAUCAACAGGACAACAUCAAGGUCGGCGACAUGGUCCUGAUGAUGGAUGAAUAUCCACCCGCAACGUGGCCAAUCGCCAGAGUCAUCGCAACACGACCAGGAGCAGAUGGACUCACCAGGGUCGUCACAGUGAGAACAGCAAGACCCCAAGUGUCAAGACACGUUGACGGGUCACCGGACCCUCAAAAUAUAAGGGUAACCUACGCAGAGUUUGACAGACCAAUUGCCAAACUCUGUCUACUACCAUCAGAUCCACCACCAGCAGAAGAACCUCCAGAGGAUCAACAAGGGGACCUCCAGGAAUCACAGGACUGA
Molecule: messenger RNA, 3108 nt
Organism: Diachasmimorpha longicaudata
Lineage: Eukaryota; Metazoa; Arthropoda; Insecta; Hymenoptera; Braconidae
Exons: 1
Coding region: 1-3108 (1035 amino acids)
Biological process (GO): DNA integration
Molecular function (GO): nucleic acid binding
Source: RefSeq, a predicted model, not a curated record